UCUGGAUGCCGGCUUAGAAGGACCUAUAUACCAUCAUCUUAAAAUAACUUCCUCUUGGCUCUCUCUCUCUUUUGUUUUUUUUUUUUUUUUGAGACGGAGUUUCGCUCUUGUUGUCCAGGCUGGAGUGCAAUGGCGCGAUUUCGGCUCGCCGCAACCUCGCCUUCCGGGUUCAAGCGAUUCUCCUGCCUCAGCCUCCCGAGUAGCUGGGAUUACAGGCGCUCGCCACCAGGCCUGGCAAAUUUUUUGUAUUUUUAGUGGCACUGGCCUUCAAAGGGGGUUUGAAGACGGGGUUUUUUCAUGUUGGUCAGGCUGGUCUCAAACUCCCAACCUCCAGUUGAUCCGCCGGCCUCGGCCUUCCAAAGUACUGGGAUUACAGGCGUGAGCCACCGCGCCCGGACUUGGCUCUCUUUAAAAGGCAUUUUUAGGCCAGCCGCAGUGGUUCUCCCGCCUGUAGUCCCAGCUACUCGGGAGGCUGAGGCGGGAGGAUCGCUUGAGCCCAGGAGUUCGAGGUUAUAGUGAGCUAGGAACUCCCCACUGCACUCCAGUCUGGGCUACAGAGGGAGAUCCUGUCACCAAAAAAAGAAAAAGGUACAUCCCGUGCCUUACCUGACUGGGGGCUCUGAGUCCAGUUGUGUUGUCUUCAACUUAGACACCAUGGAGGCACCUCCAGUCACCAUGAUGCCUGUCACUGGGGGCACCAUUAACAUGAUGGAGUACCUGUUGCAGGGAAGUGUUUUAGAUCACAGUCUGGAAAGCCUCAUCCACCGCCUUCGUGGUUUGUGUGACAACAUGGAACCUGAGACUUUCCUUGACCAUGAGAUGGUAUUCCUCCUUAAGGGCCAGCAAGCCAGCCCGUUUGUUCUCAGGGCCCGACGCUCUAUGGACAGGGCAGGGGCAGCCUGGCAUCUGCGCUACCUGGGACAGCCAGAAAUGGGAGACAAGAACCGCCACGCCCUGGUGCGAAACUGCGUGGACAUUGCCACAUCUGAGAACCUCACCGACUUCUUGAUGGAAAUGGGCUUCCGCAUGGACCAUGAGUUUGUUGCUAAGGGACAUUUGUUCCGUAAGGGCAUCAUGAAGAUUAUGGUGUACAAGAUUUUCCGCGUCCUGGUGCCAGGGAACACAGACAGCACUGAGGCCUUGUCACUCUCCUAUCUCGUGGAAUUAAGUGUGGUAGCACCCGCUGGGCAGGACAUGGUCUCUGAUGACAUGAAGAACUUUGCAGAACAGCUAAAACCUCUGGUUCACCUGGAGAAAAUAGACCCCAAGAGGCUCAUGUGACUAAGAGGAUCUGUCCACAUUUGGGGCCUAUCCUUACUUGUUUGAAAAAAUAUGUUUGCUUUUUUUUUAUUUUUUGUUUCGUUUUUGAGACAGAGUCUUGCUCUGUUUCCCAGGCUGGAGUGCAGUGGCGCGAUCUCGGCUCACAGCAACCUCCACCUCCCGGGUUCAAGGAGUUCUCCCGCCUCAGCCUCCUGAGUAGCUGGGAUUACAGGAGCGUGCCACCAUGCUCAGCUAAUUUUUGUGUGUUUAGUAGAGAUGGGGAUUCACCAUGUUGGUCAGGCUAUUCUCGAACUCAUGACCUCGUGAUCCACCCACCUUGGCCUCCCAAAGUGCUGGGAUUACAGGCAUGAGCCACCAUGCCUGGCCAAAAAAAUAUGUUUUAAAUGCCCCAUUUCACCAUUGCCAGGCAGGCAUUCUUCCUUCAGGGAGAGGAUGGUGAGAAUUAAUUGGUUCUUUGCACUGUUCUCCUCAUGUGGUGAUUUCACUUUCAUGACAGCCUUUCUACAUUAAAGGUUCAGGAUAUCACAGAGAAUCUAUCUAAUCCCACUGUAUUAAGAGGGGAAACCGGGCCAAGCGCAGUGGCUCACACCUCUAAUCCCAGCACUUUGGGAGGCCGAGGUAGGUGGAUCACCCGAGGUCGGGAGUUUGAGACCAGCCUGGCCAAAUGGUGAAACCCCAUCUCUACGAAAAAUACAAAAUUUAGCUGGGCAUGGUGGCGGGCACCUGUAAUCCCAGCUACUUGAGAAGCUGAGGCUGGAGAAUCGCUUGAACCCGGGAGGCGAAGGUUGCAGUGACCAGAGAUGACGCCAUUGCACUCCAGCCUGGGUGAGAAGAGCGAAACUCCGUCUCAAAAAAAAAAAAAAAAAAAAAAAAUGAAGAGGGGAAACCAGAAUAAAUUAGCUUUUGGAAAGGAAAAUUUCUUCUUUGGCCAUUUGUGUUUAAGGUUAGAGUCUUUGGCCAUUUGUGUUGUAACAUUAGAGUCUGUGAGCUUGUGUUAUAUGGUAAUAAAGCCGAUGAAGAGAAAUGUCUGUGUAAUUCUGAUUCUUUAUUCCCUCACCCUGUAAACUUGGUGUGUAUUCAUUACCAGUUGAAGCAAAAAAAUGAC
Molecule: messenger RNA, 2386 nt
Organism: Symphalangus syndactylus (siamang)
Lineage: Eukaryota; Metazoa; Chordata; Mammalia; Primates; Hylobatidae
Gene: MED18
Product: mediator complex subunit 18
Biological process (GO): termination of RNA polymerase II transcription; regulation of transcription by RNA polymerase II
Cellular component (GO): core mediator complex; mediator complex
Molecular function (GO): transcription coregulator activity
Source: RefSeq, a predicted model, not a curated record